This is a messenger RNA of Columba livia (rock pigeon), 13687 nucleotides long. Its product is annotated as inverted formin-2. The record is from RefSeq and is a predicted model, not a curated record. Bases 6895 to 8580 code for a protein of 561 amino acids. The transcript is spliced from 13 exons. NCBI's taxonomy places the organism in Eukaryota, Metazoa, Chordata, Aves, Columbiformes, Columbidae.
UGACAAAUUUGCUUUCUCUUGUGGGCAUGGAGAAGGCCUGUGAUUCACCAGAAUAUGUCCAUCAAAGUCCUGUAUAUUCCAUGUAGUUUAUAAAGCAACUGAGCAUAUCAUUGUUGUGUAUGCUUAGUAACAAUUAUCCAUUAUCUUUUCUCAAAGAAACAGAGGUGGAUAAAUGGAGCUAUAUCUAGUACCUGAGCACCACCACAGUGAUGCACUGUAGUUAGGGCAUGGCUGAAAUCUCUGUGUCCAAAGUUAUGCCAGUACCUUUCACUUUGAGUGUACCAUUUGUUCCUCUCUUACAUUUGGUAGAGCAGAGAGGGCUGAGAAAUUCUUUCGAACCAGAACAGAAGAGGAUAAAUUGAAAUAAAAGACAAAUGCAUGAGCCUGUUUCAGCAAAAGUAACCAGUUUUCAUUCUCUUUAAACAUAAAGCCUGGAUCUACAGCUUUGUAUUUCUGCUUUUCUGUCCACAGUGGUCAACUGAGUACAACACACAAGCUUACCAAAACCAGAAGUCGGUACUGUACCAAUCCUAGCUCACUCUUUCUAUCUAUGCGGUAAUAGUCACAGCCAUGAAAUGUGGAGGAACACCUUAGUCAUGGCGUUACAUUCACAUUGCAUCUGGAAACAAAUACAGUCAUGAGCCAACUCCAUCACAGACCAUGUUUUGUUUGGUCAUCUCACAACCAAGCUGUGGGCAGGAUAUGAAAAACAGCUUUUCCAUGUCUAGAAGAGUGACUGCAGAGGGUUAAAAAUGAGGAGUGACACUUAAGGGACCUUGCUGCCUGUUUGCAACUACUACACAGUGACAAUGUUUCAGAAUACCUGCAUUGUUUGCAGGAUUUGCAAUGGCAAUGCAGGUCCAUAGUAAAGAAAAAUGUUUCCAACUCGUUAGUGUAGAGCAGGUACCAGACCUUCAAUACCAGUGGAGAAUUUGACCACUGCAAGUUCACCAGCAUACUGAGUAUUAUAAGUGUAUCUCACUCCAUCAUCUGUGCUGUGCUAGCACUUAAAUCACAUUAGGGACUCUCCAGCACUCUCUGUGCUGCAGCAUGAGCAACUCUUGCGAGAUCUGUGUGUGACAAUUCAUAGAGAGCCAGGUGUUGGUAGGAAUUAGCAGGAGCUCUGCUCUUCCCUAACGGAGACUUUAUGCAGACUCAGCUAACAUUACACAAAGUCAGAAGACAACAAUCACCCUGUGACAGUCAGCUCCUAUCAAGUCAGUUUAGAUACACUCCCAGCCUGUAAAAGUAGCUUUUUUCUAGGAUUAGCGAUGACACCAACAUUAUGGCUAUGGUUGGCUUGUCCUGCUCUGGUCAGGCAGAACCUGAUGUGUCUAUUUAAUACUUAAACAGCUUCACACAACAUAAUCUGCAAUGAGUUUAGUUAUAAAUGGGUGACAAGUAACUACUAAACCAAUCAGUCAGAAUAGAUAAAGUCAGAGGUACCACAGAAAGAUAAGGUUUGCCCAAUGAAGAGGUAGCACAGGCAAAAGGGGUAACAGAUCUAUGUCUACUGCUAUGUUCCUUUGCAACAUGCUACUCAAUUUGGUCAUCUAAAUGAAACCCCCAGCAGUACACAAUUUCCAGGAGUGAUCCUUUGAGGCCAGCAGACUUUUUUAAAUACACUUUGCCUUGUUUUGUAGUCUUCAUUAUUUUUUUCACAGCUCAAUUAGGCAAAACCAUAGCUCAUCUGAUAUAUAGUGGUGGUGAUAGUCCUCCAAAGGGAAGCUUGGACAAGACCAUUUCCAAGGUCCCUCCCAACGAACAUUCCUAUGAUCCUCUGUUCAGCAAGAACCAGACACAAGAAAAGCAGAGUAGUUCAGAAAAGACAAGCGUAGUAGAAGUUCAGAAACCCUUUCAGGUGUAUACAUUAAACCUCUUUGGUGAACUGGUACCAUACACUCAGAAUAUGCCCCAGGAGUAGUGACUACAUUCACCAUAGCAGCAGUCUACAAACCCAUCCUGAAUCACAGACAAAUAGUUUGCUUUUCUAAAAUACCUCCUUGAUUGGAGAGAGCCCAGGGAGAACAGAAGAGUUUUUCUCCCUCCAGGAACUUUCAGCUGCCCUUCUUCACUUGCAGAUGUCUAGAGGACAGAGGAGUGACCCUAACCUCUAAAAGGCAAUUUCUGUGACACAUACAGCUGCCUGCAGAGUCUGCGUGUAGACCACAAUAUAACUGCAUAUCAGUGAAGUGACAGCCAACAUGGUAAUCUCUUCCAAACCAUCACCUAUCUCAAGCCUAGCAAACAUGCAAAGAUUAAAGCUAUUAUAUCUUGUCACUAAUUCCUUCAGCUAUACCAGCCCUAAUUAAAGUAACUGCUGAAAUUCAUAGAAUGAUAAGAAUCAUUUAGGUUGGAUGAGAAACUCAAGAUCAUCGAGUCCAACCAUAACCUAACUCUCGCACUGAACCAUGUCCCUAAGAACCGCAUCUAUAUGUAUUUGAAACACCUCCAGGGAUGGUGACUCAACUGCUUCCCUGAGCAGCCUGUUCUAAUGCUUCACAACCCUUUCCAGGAAUAAUUUUUUCCUAAUAUCCAAUCUGAACCUCCCCUGGCACAACCUGAGGCCAUUUCCUCUCGCCCCAUCAUUUGCUACUUGGGAAAAGAGACCAAUACCCUCCAUGCUACAACCUCCUUUCAAGUAGUUGUAGACAGCAAUAAGGUCUCUCCUCAGCAUCUAUUUCUCCAGGAUAAAGAGCCCCAGUUCCCUCAACUGCUCCUCAUCAGACUUGUGCUCCAGGCCCCUCACCAGCUUCACCACCCUCCUCUGAACUCUCUCCAGCACCUCAAUGUCUUUCCUGUAGUGAAGGGCCCAAAACUGAACACAGGGUUCAGGGUGGGGCCUCACGAGUACAGUGGGACAAUCCAUUUUGAAGAGUUCAUCCCUACUCUCUACAAAGCCCUUAGUUAGUCCUACAGUCCACCUCCUCCAGCCUCCUACCUUUCACAGCCCAUCCCUGUAUCCUACAUACACCUUUGCACGGUUCCUUGGUUGAGCUCCCUCACCGCUCUGCUGCAGGGCACAAAGACCAGUAAAGGGGUCUUAGCAGCAGUCUCCCCAAUGUCUGCCACCCACAGCUGCUGCUGCUGGUCCAGGCUCCAUCUCCAGCAGACAACAAGGCUCCUGCCUUCUCACCAGCUGCCAAAAAGCUCAGCCAGUUUCCUUAGAGGGCUUUUUCAUUCACUCCAUCGCUAGGAUUGAGCCCAUAAGCAUGAAGCAUGUAGACUUCACAGCCAUGCUCCAGACAGCAGCAGGGGCAGUAAAAGAGUGAAAAGUAUACAUUUUUGCUUUGUUUCAAACUGCUUCCAGCUUUUUGGUAUGAGAAAAUUAAGGUAGAGCAGUAGCUGGAUCUUAAUAAAGGAGAGGUGGGUAGAUUGCAAAGACUAUACAGGUUUUUACUGCCAGAGCACUGAAACAAAAUGCCGGAGACUUGGGCUACUGGGAUAACUCAUUUUGUGCCACUGGCUUCUUGACUGGCUGUGGGCAAGCCAUUUCUCCGCGCCUCAGUUUCCACAUCUGCAAAAUGCAGGCAAUGGUAUGCUUUGAAAGGCUUUGACAACUGUUGAUGAAAAACACCACAAAAGAAAUGUUAGCAAUAAGAAAAAAUAAAUAAUUAUUUUCUUUUUAUUUUUUCUGACAUCAUAACACACAUUUGCAGUCAUAUUAGAGUCAAAACAAAAGGAAGAGGGAAACUUUCAAGGAACUACUGUUUCCUGAAGACCUCUCUGAACCAAGAUUGCAGAAAAUCCUUGGAAACCCCUAGGAAUGUAUCUGAAAGGAAGUCAGUGACCCUUAUAGCAACAAGUUUGCUUGUGCAAGGAAGGAUUAAGACCUCUCAUAUCUUCUACUUCUUAUUUUUAUCCUUGUAAGAAUCAUGAACAUUGAAAAUCAAUUACACCUGUUGAACAGUCAGCAGUGAAAAAUAUCACACUGGGAGCCUCUUCAUGCCAGCAGGUCCCUGAAUCCAAACCACACCAAGUGUAGUCCAUUGGGAGGCAACAAACAGUAGCUCUGUAUUAGUGAGGGACCAUCUUUCUGCAUAACAAAGGCACUAACCCUCUCACUGUAGCUCCCUUCCAGCCAUCUGGCUAGCAGCACAUCUUACCCUUGAAGAUAUCUUGCAUUGCAGAUAUUAACUCUUGUGCUUACGCUUUUGUAGGUUACCUUGAAAGAGCCUAGGAACACAGUUUUUAACCAACUUCAACCCUCCUCCAUCCCCUGCAAAAAAUCCCCAGCCUUUGGGAAUAGCGCACAAGGGGAAAUAACAGGUUUUCUGAAGCAUUCAUUGAAAUCCUUGUUUCUAACAUAAUAAUGACCAACAAAUGAACUUUCAGCUAGGAAGACAAUCAAGUUUUACAAAAAUACCACAGCCCCAUAUCAGCCCAUCAGCAACACUAGAAGCAAAAAAAUGAGAAUGCUUAUGUGGCCCAAGACACAGAGGUAAGAUGUUUUGGUGGAUCUAACUUAAAAAUCUAAACCCAAUGCCAUCAAAACACAAUUUAUUUUUCUAGGCUAAUGAGAAGUGUGCCUAUUUUUAGCAUGUCAUUAAGCAGAUGAAAACAAAAGCCUGUUUGAGGACUGCCACAAUACAUCAGCAUUUUUCCCACUGAAACAAAAGCUAGAGUAGCAGAGCACUGAAAACAGCUUCUGAGUUAAUUGCAAGUUAAUUGAUUUCAACUGGAUCACCAGAGUUGGGCUGAUGUAUUGAGUCAGCCUCUGUUCCCUGCCCAAAUGCUGCCAGCCAAUUUCUGAGCUUUGGGAGCUUUCUACAGCAUGCCAGCCCUUGUCUGGUUGCAUUGAGAUGUGUGUCUAUACAUGCGUAUAUUUACCAGAGGUGGAUUUUUGCACUUUCUAAGGAGAAAUUUCACAUAGAGGUUUUUAUUUUUUUUUUUUUAUGUACCCACAAGCCUAUUUGAACAGUGUCAGCAAUGUAAGUUACAGCUGCCUUGAAGUUAUACUGAAGCUUUAAUCUUCCUAGAGAGCAUGGAUUUCUCUACACAGCCUCAAAAGUAUAAUCUUUGGAGGUACAUUAUUAUAAGCCUAUUUAUCAUUCAAAGCAUAUUAGCUGUUUCUUGUGUAGUAUUCCUUGUUUAUUAGAAUUUUUAAAAAACAACAUUUUCCACUACACAAACCCUGUAGCAACUCAGAUGAGCACUCUGAUUAAAAAAAAUGAGCUUCCUAAUUAAUAGUCUUUUACGGGUUCCUCCAAUAGCUUAAUUAAAACAACAAAGCAGCAGAAUUUUAACAUGAUUAUUUCUAAUAAGACUUUUUUUUUUUUAAUCAGCUCAUUUUAGUCCUCAUAUGUCUAGCAGAAAGUGGCUUAUUUCUCAUUAGGCUCUUUCAGAGUGCUGAAUCCCUCACUUGUCCUGCUAGGGCAAUUAUAGACAUCUGUGUAAGUUUAGCACAGAGACUGUGAAGUCCUAAAGGGGAUACAUUAAGUUGUUUACAUAAAUUAAAUGUAAGCCUGUUUUACCUUUGGGAAAGUGUUAGAGCUUAUUUGUGAAAAAAAAAAAAAAUAUCAAAACCAACAGCAAAUUAAUUCAAGUAAACAGCAAAUAUAGUUAAUUCUCAUUUUCUACUAUAGGCCUUUGGCUUAGCUAUUUUAACCGCUUCCAUUUUGUAUGUAAAUCAAGUGUUAUAUGUAAAUCAAGUGUGAUUUUCUGGUUGAGUUAACAUUUAACAUUUUUAAUGUAAGUCAUUCUUACUAAAAUAAGAUUUAAAACACAAAUCAAAAGUUUUAUUGCUUUCUUUUGCCUUGGAUCCACAGGUUCAAAAUUUUACUUAGGCUAUUGUAAGAUCUGGGUGCUAUCAUCAGUACGGACUGCUACGUUUCGAAGUCAAACUGUUUCAAAUUAUAGGAGACACUUCAGAGCUGUACUAUGGAUUGAAGAUGCAUCAAUUGUAGAUUUUAAUGCAGCUCCCUUUCAGUGUUCUGUCUAACUCAUUAGUUAAAAUUGCUGUGUGAUGAGGAAAAUGGUCAUUCGUAAGUAUUAAUUUAGUCCUUUGGGAACAUAAACAUGGUGCAUGUAUCAAGUAAGUCCCUGAUCCUGCAUUAAACAUAAAAAUCAAAGUACCCUCCCAGAUAACUCCCUUAAAACUGCUGAUGCUACUAAUGUACAUUUUGUUAAAGACGUGUAAGGGCUCGGAUGACUGGGGACAUAGUUUCUCUCUGCAUGCAGUCCCUAGAAAGGCUGCAUCUCCUGUGUCAUUGCUAGAGCACUGCUUGUCUACUCAUCUCUCCUUCUUUAACAUGUUCCUACUGUUGUUGAUGAACAUUGCUAUAGAAGUCAGCUAAAGAGAGAAAUCACAAAACAGCCACUGCUACUGGAAGUAAGUGUGCCAGCACACCGUUCAUCCACAAGAGAUGCAAGUAUUUGCAAAAGAAAGGUUCACUCAAUCUGGCAAACAAAGCCAAGUCCUAAGCCAACAAGUAGCUCUGCUGAUUUGGGUAGGUCCACUUCCAUGUUUAAAAGUGGGCACAGAUACAGACGGGGACUUCUGCAUAGUUUCUUGCAUAAAGCUCUGAGUGAAACUGUAUAUUCUCAGGGCAAAUGUAAAGAUUCAUCCUAGAUUAAAAUCUGGUUAAAAAGGGCAAAGUAAAACCAUCUUAUUCAUUUUAAUGCUUACCAGUCAAUUCUCUGUAUAGUCACAGAUCCCAAAGCAGCUCAGGCCAAGUCUUCCUCAGCUGUAGCUUGUUUUAUUCAUUAGGCUAUUCUGCAAGCUUCUCUCAAAAUCCCCACCCUUCUCUGCACUCAAGGUAAGUUUGUGGUAGAAUGGUUUCUCAGGAAUAAGCAACUGUCUUCCUACUGUCUCAGAAGUCCCCUUUGUAGAGCACCUGUAGCAGCUUCCAUAGGAGCUAUCCAUUUGUCCCAUCAAAAGAAAAAUUCCAGUGAAUGGCUGAGCAACAAGGGGAAAAAAACAACCAGAGCAGGAAAAUGGGACUGGGGCAAGAUACAGAGGACCUGCUAUCAAACAUGCAAUGCCCGAAUCACCACAAAGCAGCAUCCAGAAGAUCUGUUCAAAAGGUGAACAAAUGUAUUCAAGCUGAUAUGGACUUGGAAGAGGGGAACCCCAGUGCAGACCUGAGCCUUUCUCCAACAUCCAGCCUUUCCAGGAAGCUGCAGCAGUCCCCAGGGAACGUGUCACCUUCCCAGCAAAGUGUUUCUUCACCCUCCCAAGGACAGUUUGCUAUGCCAGCUCUGCCACCAGCUCCUCCACCCCUACCCCCUGGGUGUAAGGUGCCUCCUCCACCCCUUCCCAUGCCUGGCAUAAAUGUCCUGUCACUCCCACCUGCUCAGCCAUGCAGUAAUCCCCAGUGCAAACAUCUUACCUGUGGAUGUGGGGAGCAGCCCCAACCUAAGAAGAUGCCAACACUGAGGAUGAAGUUGUUUCACUGGCAGAAGCUCCCUUCUGAUGUGGUGAGACAAAGCCACUCCAUGUGGGCUGUGAUGCCAAGCAGCAGCAAGGACCUCGUAGAGCCUGACUACGCAAGCUUGGAGCUUCUUUUCUGUGUCCCACCAACAACACCUAAGGAGAAACCAGGGCCAAAAAUGAAGAAAUCAAAAGAGAUCACAUUUGUAGGUCCAAAGAAAAGCCUUCUUCUGAGUAUAUUUCUGAAGCAAUUUAAGUGCUCUAAUGAAGAGAUUGUUGCUAUGAUUCAGAAAGGGGACAGAUCCAAGUUGGAUGCUGAGAGAUUGAAGCAGCUACUUAAACUGCUGCCUGAUGACCAUGAGAUAAAUGGCCUCAAAUCUUGCAAAGAAGAAAAAUCAGAGCUAGCAGAUGCAGAUCAGUUUUAUCUUCAUCUCUUGGAAGUUCCUAGCUACCAGUUGCGGAUUGAAUGUAUGCUGAUUUGUGAGGAAACAAAAAUUCUGCUGGAGUGUCUGUGGCCAAAAGCACAAGCCAUCAGGACAGCCUGUGAAAUGCUUCUUACCAGUCACCGACUGCUGGUUUUCUGCCAAUUGAUUCUUAAAGUUGGAAACUUUUUGAACUAUGGGCAUCACACUGGAGAUGCUGGAGGUUUUAAAAUUAGUGCCUUGCUCAGACUAACAGAAACAAAAGCAAACCAAAGCCACAUUACUCUGCUUCACCAUAUUUUGGAGGAGAUUGAAAAAAAUCACACAGAUUUGCUGCAGCUUCCCAGAGAUCUUGACUUUGUUUCCAAGGCAGCAGGAAUCCGCUUGGACGUUUUGCGGGCCGAGGCAAGUGCCAAUUUGAAGAAACUGUUAGAAAUAGAGAAGCGUUUGUUUCUGUCGACAGACGAUUUAAAAAUACAGCAUGCAAAAUCUGUUCAAGGCAGUCUCGAUGCUUCAAAGGACCUGCAGAAGGAGUUUGCCACCAUUGAAAAGAAGAAGGAAGAACUUGCUGAUUAUCUUUGUGAAGACCGAAAAAAAUUGUCUUUAGAAGAUGUGUUCAACACAAUGAAAACCUUCAGAGAGCUCUUCCUCAAGGCCUUACAGGAAAAUGAAGAAAGGAAGAAGCAAGGUGCAAAGACUGAGAAAAGGAAGAAACAGCUUAAAGGAGAAGAUGCAAAGAGGCUAAAGGGAGAGUAUGGAAAGAGCAUAACAUUUAACAAAAAUUAAUUCUGCUUUUACUAGCUAGUCUUUUGUUAAUUAGGAGGAAACUAUCUGUUUAGCUGUGGCUGAUCUAAUACAAUGACAGUGAUUUAGCCAUGGAUGGUCCAAGCAGAUAGUAUAGUAAGAUAUCGAUUUUCAAGUGUGUGUGAAUGCUUGGAAGAAAUCAUGAUGGGGAUGUUAGAAAAAAAUAUCACUCCUGAUGAGCAAGUUACUACCAUUUUGCUAGGAGGUGAAUGAUAUCCUGCUGGUGGUCUGAACAGUUACUGGAAGACUUUUAGGGGUACAGAAAGUUGCACAUACUUGAAUUUCAAGCUGCGCUGUGUCACUAUGGUAGGCGAGUUGUGUCAAAUGUUACUGUUACCGCAACAUUUGCUUUUUUCUGAUUAGAGAUCUGAUUCCUUAAAGCGGUUCUACGUGUGCUUAAAGGAGUGUCUGUGCUCUGCUGAAGAACAGCUGAUUGACAUAAAUGCAGAAAAGUAUUUGCUGUGCUGGAUCUACCUGGGUGUGAAGCAUUUCUAGUGCUAACGCUGGCAUGUGUAUAUUUAAAAGUUUUAUAUUGGGAAAUACUUUUCAUCCACUUUUCUUGAAGAUUUCUGCCAAUAACAUUUGGGUUUGAUUCUUGAUUCUUUAGAGAGCCACUGCAAUAAUGGCAUCAGGAAAUCUGAGUGGAGUUCGUGUAAAUAUUACGCUAGAUGCUCACCCCUUGGAUGACUGUGUUUUUCCUUUUAUCUGGUGUUUAAAUGGCCUUGUUUAAGCUCCUCUUUUACAGUUACUCAUCUGUAGAAAUAAAUUUUUAAAAUACAUAAAAUUCAUUGAAAACUGACAAAAACAAACUUGUCAGUAUUGUCUUGACAAGUGACAAGCUGCAGUGCAAAGGUUUUAUGUACUUUGCAAUUAUAACAUGCUUAACGUAAAGAUGUAGAUUAAAACCUUCUUGCUGUAAAUACAGAACAGUAUCUUAGUAUACGGUAAAAUAAAAUUAUAAAGUGAUAUUCAGCAGCUGUAAGGAUUAAAGGUGUGCUUCUACACUGUGAAGACAUGGAGAGACCAGAAGAACCUUCUGCACUUCCAACAUGCAAUUUAGAUGGUUGCUUUUGAUCCCUUGUGAGAAGGUAGAUUUAAUUAUUGGGGUAUAAACUUAAAUAUGAGAGAGACCAUUUAGACUCUGAAUUAUUUUUCAGUACUCAUUUUAGAAAACUGUGCAUAGCACUAGUGACAAAGAGAACUGGGCAUUUUUUUAAUCUAUUUUAAUCUCCAUCGGGGGGUGCUGACAAAUUAUAGAGGGUAUCAGAUCUGGCGUGGCAGGAUGUUGGAGCCCAUCUUAAUAUUCUUCUGCCUAUGUUAAACCUUUUUCCUUUUUUUAUUAUAUAUUUAGCAAGUUAAGUAAUUAUUUAUAAGGAGGGAAUGAAAAGACAGUAAAUCUGGUAAAACGCUAUUAUCAUGUGCUUGCACGAUUAUCAGAGCCUGGUUCCACAAAGACUCAAGAGCAACUUUAACUUCGCAGGUAUCUCCCUUGAGGCCGGUGAUAUCCAGCACACGGGGUAAUCCUGUGCAUAAAUCUUAAAAGGCCCAAAUCCUAUGUCUUUGAAUCUCUGACCUUAUCUCCAGGCACGUGCUCUGUCAGUGUCAAUAUCUGCUUUAUCCAGUUGUCUGAGGAUCAUUUCUCUGCAGCUGACAGAUCAGAGCACAGAGCAGUGAAGUUUCUCAGGGCAGGCGAUAGUCUCGCUCUCCCGAGUUCAAACAGAAGAGGUGAAGACACAAGCACCCAUCACUGUUAUUUUAUUGACAGAUUGCAAGGGAAGGCUUGCAGCUGCUGAAAAUUGCUGAGUCAGAAAUUGUUACCAAAAUUCAAAUGUAUGGCACGAUUAAGAGAACAGAGCAAUAUCCUAUUUGAUUCUAUGUAUUAAAAACAGCUUUCCUGUGAAUAAAUUUUAAGUUAUGCUUCCCUAAAAAAACUUUGGUGACAGGCUUCUGCUGAUUCCAGAGACUCAGACAUCUAGGGAUUUUUUCGCUCCUCUGAACUAGUUUAUAUAUGUAUUUACAUGAAGGGUUUUUUCCAUGCUUUAUGUUGGAUUAAGCAAUUAUCCUGCUUUAUUAUCUUCAGCUUCUCUUGCAGCAGCUUCCAUUACUGAGCAGUUAAAUUCUUCAAGACAAUUAUAUCAGAUAGUUGCAAAGAUUAUUUCAAGAGAAAUAACAUGUAGAGGUUUCUUUAGCUAAACAAGUGGAAAAAUUAGCUGCUUCUAAUGCAAAUUUGGGGGCACAGCUAAUGACUACAGUAAGCAACAGAACAAAACCACUUCAGAACAGAGAGUGAAAAUGUGCAGUUAAAUAUCUGGUGAGAAUUUUAUAUGCAGCUCUAAUACCGUAACUGCAGCAGAAAAUGAAAUGUUAUCAAAAGAUGAAGAGCAAGUAAAUUUUGAUGAACAGUAUAGGAGUCUCACAGCAUAUUUACCACCAUUGCGUAUAGAAAACAACUGCAAAAGCAGAUCCCCCCAGUCCAGUUUCUUGUGUUGAUGCAUGCAGCACCAAAUACAAGAGCUUUUCUCUGGCAAAAUCCUUAUUGUUUCUACUUACACAGGACUUAUUCAUGUGGCUAUAAGUAACAAACCAAUAUAUGAUAAAAUGUUAUCCGCAUAAAUUGGUCUUGCAAUAGUAAAAGCAUCAAGUCUUCAAGAGCCGGGGAAAUAAGCAAAUGUUCUGCUGCUAAAAAUUUACUGCUUAGUGGGUUAGUGUUGUAUUGCUUGAAUUUGCUUUUUAAAAAUAUGUCAUAAUGGUUUAAAAACUCUGUAUUUAGGACAAGUCCAACCUUCAGUGCAGAGUUUACUCACAACUGCAUUGUACUCUAGUAUGUACUUGUAAUCCAGGAUGUAUUUCGUAUUUGUAUACGUUCAUUUUAGUAAACAGAGUGAAACAAAUGUAUCUGAAUCUGUGAGGCUUGUUAGUUGUGGUUUUAAAUCAUAUACUAGCAAAUAAGAUUCUGAGCUACUGUGUUUCUUGGGCUGAUUGUGAAUGCGGUUGCAGAGUUUUUGUUUUAUUUCUUUUUAAGCACAAGGGCAAAGAUAGACUAUCUGGAUCUUAAUCUCCUAAAUAAGAUGGUGAAUAAAUGAGAAAAAGCUUCUUAGCUGCAUCUGGCAAUAUAAAACUGUUAAACAGUUAGAUUAAUUCCACAUGAAUUCUAGAAAAUUGCAAAGAUUUGUUUUGUUUUGUUUUUAAUUCUGACCCUGAGCCCUGGAGCUCAAUGAGUUUGCCACAGUUCUUUCACAGUUCUUUUUUUAAAUAUAAAUCACCUCAUAGAAUGUCCAACUCAUUACAUUGCCUGGAGAGGUGACUCAAAUUGAGCUCAUUUCAUUCAAAUGUGUUUUAAGAUCUUUCCAUAGGUUUUAUGCAAUCUUAUUUCUUUGCAUGAUAUUUACUCAACCAGCUGAAAUAUUGUGAAUAAGCCUCCAGUUUUGGUAUCAGCUUCAUUAUUUAUUAGCCAGAGAAAGAUGCUGCAUAAUUCAGCUAUUAGAGGGCUCACCGUAGGAUGCCUGAGACUAACAUUUCUGUUCACAUCUCUAGUCAGGGGAAAAUGCACAGAUUUGAACCAGUCAGUGCCUGUCACAUCACAGCUGAGACCCUUAACUCCUCAGCCAGUCUGUGGGGAUAGUCCAAAUACAACUUUCAGGGACAAUUGCUCUGGUCUGUUACAUUCACUGUUCAUAAGGGAGGGACCUCGUAGCAAAGCAGAACACGUGAUGUGAGACUCCUCUCAUAGCUUGACACAAGGUGAAAUGUGAAAUAAAUUUCCUGUUCCCACCCACAGUGAUUACAGAAUUGGGUGGCAGCUGAGCAGCCUUUUGAUUGUUGCUGAAGUAUUCAACCUGGGCAUCUAAACAGAUGGAUAUGAACUUUUGAGAGUUUGGGCCAACAUCUUCAUAAAAGACCUACAGGACUGGGACUUACUUAGUAAAGCUGGUCUAACUCAAAGCAGUUAAUGCUGAAUCAUUUUUGCCUAAUCUUUUCUCAAAAAAUGCUCAAGGACACAGGAAUCCUGCUGCCUGGACAAGCUGCUGCUCUGCUAGGAUGGUGCUAAAAUGUUGGUGUUGGUCUUUUCUCCCAAGUAGCAAGUUAUAGGACAAGAGGAAAUGGCCUCAAGUAUCACCAGGGGAGGUUUAGAUUGGAUAUUAGGAAAAAAUUCUUCACAGAAAGGGUUGUCAGGCAUUGGAACAGGCUGCCCAGGGCAAUGGUGGAGUCACCAACCCUGGAGGUGUCUAAAAGGCGUUUAGACGAGGUUCUUAGGGACAUGGUUUAGUGCUAGAGUUAAGCUAGGUUAUGGUUGGACUUGAUCCUGAGGGUCUCCUCCAACUGAAAUGAUUCCAUGAUUCUAUAAAAUGCUGCUGUGCUAAAAUGCCAUCCUGAGAAGUAGCAUUGAAGCAAAGUUGGUCUUAUUCACAGCUUCUGUUUCAAGCUUAAUAAUGUUUUAUAUGCCUUCAAGUUUGUCCAUGUUUACCAGAUCAGUUGGUUUGGCCUAACAAAAGAUGCAAACUCUUCAUUUCAUCCUGUUCACUGCAGAGAAGACACAACACCACUCCAUUUCAGUUUGCAGCAGCCUUUUACAUAUUUGGCGGCUGUUAUCCUGUCACCUCUGGUCUUGUUCUUCCUAGACUCAACAACCCCAGCUCUUUCAGUUCCUCAUUCUGGAGCUUUCCUAGUUUUUUCAUCCUAGGCUUUUCAAAAUCUGUAUUCAUGUACUUGUGGCUCUCUUCCAGAUUUUCUUCAACUGGAUCUCCUCUUCCUCCCAGCACAGUGCUGGAUCUCCAUCUGGGUGGUUGAGCAGGGCUGAGAAGAGUGAAAGGCCAUUUUCCUGCAUCUUACAGGUUGUUCUUCCAUCUCAGCAUGAUGUUUGACUUCUUUUGCAACCAUACAACAUUUUGACUCCUAUUCAGAGAAACAUCCUGGUCUCCAGCAGGAUUCUUGUUGCUUCCAGCUUCAUUCCAUGUGCACAUUCAAAAGUGCACUCUCUAUUGCACACUCCCAAAUCUUUCAUGGCGAUAGAAAAAAAAAAUGGAACCACAAACAGCCCUUAUGAUUUGAUGUGUGCUUUGUCCAAAUAAAUCAUUCUUUACUACUCUCA